CAAGCGUGGGACAAAGGUGAACCUCACUGGAUGUUGGUAGAAGAGACUGGUGCACAGAGCCAACUCCAGCGGUAACUCCCGCAAUGUCAGGACCAUGGUACUAUAUCCUCUACCUGUAUGGGGUCUUUGUGGAUGCUUUCUCCCUGUGUGAAGACCCCGUGAAGUUGCAAGCGAGUGAACUAAACCGAGACCAGUACCUUGGCAGAUGGCUUUUUGUAGCCGCCGCUUCAGCGUCCCCUUCCUCAUUGAGGACAUUUACCAGCCUGGACAGCACUUUGUUUAGCAUGACGCAGAGCAACAAUGCAGAGCAGCUGCAACUGCGGGCGGCCAUCCGGUUGAAGACAGGCCAGUGUGUUCCCAAAUCAUGGGUUUACUUGCUUAAGGAAGGGAGUGCUGAUCUGGCAACAGAAGGUCGGCCCCACAUGAAGACAGAACUGUUCUCCGCCAAGUGUCAGGACUCCAUCAUUGUCCAGGAAACGGACCAAGACUAUCAUAGAAUCCUUUUGUACUCUCGGGUCCUUCAUCCUGCUGAAGAAUGUAUUGAGGAUUUCAAGGACAAGGCAUCCUGCCUUGGCAUGGAGGAAUUCCUUCUUAUCCCAAGGACCCAAGAUUCUUGUGAAUUCCAAGAUGUUUGACCAUCAAGCCUAUAGUUUCAGGAACAUAUGGGAGUCUUACUGUAAAUACCGAGGUACAGCAGCAGCAACUCCACAGGGAAGAUAAGAAGGAGGAUUAUUUGCAGACAAGAACUGGCAGUUGCCUGAAAGGUUAUGAACUUCUCUCUACCCCUUUUUCCUCCAGUGGUUGGCUGGAUUUAGGAAGACGUGUUUGCUGAAACAACAUGUAGCUUUGACCCGAACUGCAUGAAUAAGUACCUUGAUCCCGGAAAGCCCCACACAAACUAAGCUUGACGUUUGUUGCUAAAAUCCGAAAACUGCUGGCAGGCCCAAGCUUUAUGCUAUGAGAAAUAUAGGAAGCGGUCACUCGAUCACUGUUCUUUGAACUUUUCCUUUUUAUUUAAAUAUAUCAUAUAUUUAUAUUUAUAUAUAUAUAUUAACACAUGUUGGAAAAAUAAACAGAUUCAGAACAAUAGCGUUUAGUGGCUAGACAGUGGUCAAGACACAGAUACACAGGUUAGUUUGUGCCCUUCUCCCACCCGCACCCACCCUAUUCCCAUUUCAUGCAUUCCCAAGUAAAUGAAAACGGGGGAUAACUAGUUUCACCCCCAGAAAUGGAACACACCCAAUCUAUUCCCAAACCCACAUCCAGCAAGACUCUCUAGAGAAGGCACUAGAGAACAUUUAGACUCCUAGCGUGAGGCAAGACUCAACAGGAAAGAGGUAUAUGUUUGGCUCUUAGGGUGUGUACCUUUUGGGAAACACAGAGGCUCCCGUUCUUCACCCCUUGAGCACAAUUCACAUGUUUAUUAUUCCUCUUUACACUUUCCUGAUCGGCAGAUUUUGUGCCAGCUCAAAAUCCUGACGUUAGGUCACCAUCAAGAACACACAGAUAACCAACACUGCGGAAAGACAAGUCACAUCGUUGUGCAAUGGCGGCCAAAGGACAACCCUCCAGAUGUUGGACUGUAACUCCCAGCAGCACAGGAUGUGGUAUGGGAAUUAUAGUCCAAUGACAUCCAGAGGUUGUGUUUCACCCACUCCUUCCUUAAUGCUUCUGUGUGAAUGUCAUAAGCACCUAUGGACAGUACCAAUACUACGGACAUGAGCUCAACCCCUCACUCUAUAUUGUCUGCAGUUUUUGUAACCUUUUAGAAAAUACGUAUAGAGAGAGGGUGAAAGCUCAUUAACUUUUCAACAAAAGUAGUCAUGUAACCUUUUUGAAAGACAGACUAACUUUUGGCUUUCUUAUGGAAAUCCAGUUCACAAAUCAUGACUCAGAAUAGAACUACAUGUUACGUAUCACAAUGUUCCUUGCAUCAUAUUUUUCUCUUAUUGGGUUGGAGCAGUUCUCAGAGUGAUUGAGCUGGCAAUCAGAAAGAAUUCACCCACCAAUGGGGAGAUUUUGAGCCCCACUUAAAUGUUCUGUCCUACAACUCCCCCAGUAAGGGAUUAUGGGAGUUGUAAUCCAAAAUGUUUGCAGGUACAAAAGGUUCCCCAUCUUUGGUUGAAUUCCUCUCAGCUUUUUAAUUCCACAAAAAUAUCCUUCCACAUCAUAUCCCAUGCCUUCUUUCCAUAAUAAAGAA
Molecule: messenger RNA, 2200 nt
Organism: Anolis carolinensis (green anole)
Lineage: Eukaryota; Metazoa; Chordata; Lepidosauria; Squamata; Anolidae
Gene: apom
Product: apolipoprotein M
Exons: 7
Coding region: 84-635 (183 amino acids)
Biological process (GO): high-density lipoprotein particle assembly; high-density lipoprotein particle clearance; high-density lipoprotein particle remodeling
Cellular component (GO): low-density lipoprotein particle; high-density lipoprotein particle; very-low-density lipoprotein particle
Molecular function (GO): lipid carrier activity; phospholipid binding
Source: RefSeq, a predicted model, not a curated record